GCUCCGCGGAGGCAGAGGGAGUGCCCUGGAGGGCCAGCGCCGGGGGCAUCGGGAGAGGAGAGCCGCCGUCUGCCUGCGCGGGGUACUACUCCUGGCUCCUUUCGGGCCGCACAAGCUGAGCUGCGCCCAGGGAACAGCCAGGGGAAGGGGCGAGAUGGUAGCACCGGUCUUGGGUGACAGCGGCCCCUGAUUUGAACUCGCUUCCCGCUCCGCUGGGUUCCCGGACGCUGCUUCCUGGCUUCUUGCUCCGCGGACAGGUGCGGCCAAGGGCAGUUCAGUUCAAUGCGGGCUUGGGGAUUUCUUCGGCGCGAUCUCGGAGUGUACAUGCUCUAAAUGCCUGCAGUACAGAGGACUCCUACAGCUUCCAAUGGGAUGCAUUUGCAUAGAGGGAGAAUUCCUCAUUUAAGAUGGGUAAUAAGCAAACGAUAUUUACUGAUGAACAGCUAGAUGCCUACCAGGAUUGUACCUUUUUCACUCGGAAAGAAAUCCUUCGGUUGCAUGGCCGAUACCAUGAAAUGGCACCAAACGUUGUGCCCAUGGACUAUACCAAGGAUCCAGAUGUUAAACUCCCUAUGCAGCUUAUAAUAAACAUGCCUGAACUAAAGGAGAACCCCUUCAGGGAGAGGAUUGUGGAGUCUUUCUCAGAGGACGGAGAAGGGAACCUCAGCUUCAAUGACUUUGUGGACAUGUUUUCUGUGCUCAGUGAAAUGGCUCCCAGAGAGCUCAAAGCAAUCUAUGCCUUUAAGAUUUAUGAUUUUAACACAGAUAACUUCAUUUGUAAAGCUGACUUAGAAAACACCCUCAACAAGCUGACACGAGAAGAGCUAACAGCAGAAGAAAGUGUUCUAGUGUGUGAGAAAGUGAUAGAAGAAGCCGAUAUGGAUGGCGAUGGGAAACUAGGAUUUUCAGACUUUGAGAACAUGAUUUCCAAAGCACCGGACUUUCUCAGUACCUUCCACAUAAGAAUCUGAGGAUGUGGGUGUGAACCACUGUUUUCAGAAAUGACUUGACAUCAGUCCUGCCUCUCUGAAUCUCAGGCACUUGGGGGCUUCUGGCCUCUAUUAUGGCUUCUUAGAACUCAGCAACAAGGACUGAAAUCAUUUUGGCCUACUGGGAGAAAGAAGCAUCACAAGACCUACAAGUCUGAUCUACAAGAUCAAUGGGAUGCCUCAGUUUUUAUCACCAGUGUUGCCCAACAAUGGCAUUCUAGAAAAGAUGGCUGGCUGGUUGUGUUUUUUUAAACAAGCAGAAUAUUAUUAAAUGUAUUUCCUGUAGUUUUUAUAUUUAUGAAAAUUUAAUAUUGUUCUUCAAAGCAAAAAAAGAAAGAAAAAUAGACAUAAGCUAUGUUGACUUUCCGAAGGUUGUUAAUUGAAAGAAAGCACUGGCCUUAAAAUAACGAGAUGUCUCCACCACUGUCUUACACAGCUGGGGGUCGUGCAUGGAAAUAAUUUGAUGUGUAAAAGUUGCAGUUGAAAUCAAGUUUAUGGUUUUGAAGACAAAUGCACAUUAGGUUUGCCACUGGGAUCUCCAAAAUGGCAGGUUGCUGGGUUUGGUGCUUAACCUUCAACCAAUAUUUUAUGGAUUAUCAGAUCCUUAUGAAACUUGAAGUAUUUGCCUUUUGUACAACAUCCACAUAUUUGAUUAAUUUCUUCCUAAGAAAGACUUUAAACUAUGUCUGUUCUCCAAGGAGAUCUUGCCUUUUCUCAUAUGAUGGGCUGAUAAUGUUGGAUAGCAGAAUAUUGUCACCUAUAACCCUAUGAAGAAACUCAAGAAGCACAGCUCCAGUACCAAGGACAUGAAAAAGACAUUUUCUUUUUAAACCAGCUAUGCAAUUGUUCUCAUAAAAUGCAUGAAUGCAGCUCUGCAUUUCUAUCUCCUCCCCUCCUGGAAAUCAGCUUUGUCAUUUGUUUUAAAUUCCAGUAUUGUUUAGGUACUGGGGCCUGACAAUCAUACAUAUAUAACUGUUCUAACAGUCAAUA
Messenger RNA from Alligator sinensis (Chinese alligator), 1979 nucleotides. RefSeq names its product calcium and integrin binding family member 2 (gene CIB2). Gene Ontology annotation, molecular function: calcium ion binding. NCBI's taxonomy places the organism in Eukaryota, Metazoa, Chordata, Crocodylia, Alligatoridae. The coding region runs from base 408 to 971 and encodes 187 amino acids. The transcript is spliced from 6 exons. The record is from RefSeq and is a predicted model, not a curated record.